Platichthys flesus (European flounder) is the source of this 5164-nucleotide messenger RNA. It is a transcript of the gene loxl4, whose product is annotated as lysyl oxidase-like 4. The record is from RefSeq and is a predicted model, not a curated record. Lineage: Eukaryota; Metazoa; Chordata; Actinopteri; Pleuronectiformes; Pleuronectidae. Gene Ontology annotation, cellular component: membrane. The transcript has 15 exons. The coding region runs from base 77 to 2503 and encodes 808 amino acids. Gene Ontology annotation, biological process: peptidyl-lysine oxidation. Gene Ontology annotation, molecular function: copper ion binding; protein-lysine 6-oxidase activity.
AGUCACUCUCCCCUAGGCAGUGACGUCCUGCACUGCAAGCAUCUGCUGCCGGCCAGGCCCCCUCCUCUCAGUCAGGAUGACCCAGACCCUCUUCCUCAGCUUCUUCCUCCUCCUACCCGCGCUGCUCUCCCUGUGCGGCCCUGCGUACGCAGAUCCUCGCCGGGCCACCUCGCCUCUGCACAGGUCGCCACGCGCGCCCGCCGCCAAAGUGCGCCUGGCGGGCAACUUUGCGCGGGAGCUGAACGAGGGCCGCGUGGAGGUGCUGCACAACAACACGUGGGGCACCGUGUGCGACGACGAGGUCAACAUCAAGCUGGCCAACGUGGUGUGCCAAGAGCUGGGCUACCAGAGUGGCAUAACGUGGGCCCACAGCGCCAAGUACGGAGAAGGAGAGGGCCCAAUAUGGAUGGAUAAUGUUCGCUGUGAAGGCUCGGAGAAGUCCCUAAAGGACUGCAAACACAACGGCUGGGGGGUGAACGACUGUAAACACUCCGAAGACUUGGGGGUGGUGUGCACGCCCGAGCGCAGGCUGAACCAGACGGCCAGUAGGGGCUACACUGCUGCCAUCAGGCCCAACGGCAGCCCCGCCCCCCAGUGGCAGGGACAGGUGGCCACCCGGAGGCAUCCAGGAUAUGGCUACUACGGAAACGGACAUCCGGCUGAGGUCCCACGGUUCCAGAGACACCACCAGAACCAGGGCAAGGUGCGAAUCGAGGAGGUCCGUCUUCGUCCCAUCCUAAUGGCUACCAAGAAGAAGAACCUGAUCACGGAGGGUGUGGUGGAAGUGAGGCAUGCUGGGAGAUGGAGGCAGGUCUGUGACCAGGGUUGGAGUCUCAACAGCAGCCGGGUUGUGUGCGGGAUGCUUGGCUUUCCUGAGGCCACGCAACACAACGUCAGAACAUACAAGAAAAUAUGGGAUACCAAGGUGGCAGAUCCCUCAACGAGAUUGAGCGUCAUGGCAAAGAAGAAGGGAUUCUGGGUAGAGAAGGUUCACUGUCUUGGUACCGAGAACACCUUAUCUGAGUGUCAUGCUCAGCUGUCAAUCCCCCGUAGUCCCACCCCUUGUAAGAACGGGAGACAUGCAGUCAUCAAGUGUGUACCUGGACCCCAGUUUGCCCGCAUGUCCUCAGGACGACCCCAGGCCCCCUAUCCAGCUGUGCCUGUGCGUUUGAAGGCAGGCCCCAGGCUGGGCGAGGGUCGUGUGGAGGUGCUACGAGACGGUAAAUGGGGGACCAUCGUGGACCAUAUGUGGGAGCGCACUGCAGCCAGUGUGGUGUGCAGAGAACUGGGCUUUGGUUCAGCCCAGGACGCCCUGCAAGGAGCCUUCAUGGGCCAAGGUACCGGACCGAUCCAUAUGAACAGUGUCCAGUGUAUGGGAUCAGAACGCUCCAUCCUGGACUGCUACUUCCAGGAAGUCCAGCCAUGGACUUUCAAGCAUACCCAGGAUGCCUCAGUACGCUGCAACAUCCCUAAGACCGGCAUAGAGAACACGGUGCGGCUUUCUGGUGGUAGACUCGCAUCAGAGGGCCGUGUGGAGGUGUUGAUGGAGGCCGGGGGUCGUAAGCGCUGGGGCUCCGUCUGUAGUGAGAACUGGGGCAUCAACGAGGCCAUGGUGGUGUGCAGACAGCUCGGCCUGGGCUUUGCUGCCAGUGCUCAUCAGGACACGUGGUACUGGACCGGAGAACCAAGCUCUGCUGAAUUGAUCCUCAGUGGAACUCAUUGUGUGGGCACAGAAUUCUCAAUUCAGCAAUGUCGUCGCAACAACCACGUCCACUGUCCCCGCGGAGGUGGUACCAAGGCUGCCGGGGUCAGCUGUUCGGAAACGGCUCCUGACCUUGUUCUGGACGCCCAACUGGUCCAGGAGACAGCCUACCUGGAAGACCGACCUCUCCACCUGCUGUCCUGUGCCAACGAGGAGAACUGUCUGUCCUCGUCUGCUGCCAGGAUGAACUGGCCUUAUGGCCACCGACGCCUGCUGCGCUUCUCUUCUCGCAUCAUGAACCUUGGUCGAUCCGAUUUCAGACCCAAAUCUACGAAAGAGACCUGGACCUGGCACCAGUGUCACAGGCACUACCACAGCAUCGAGGUGUUCACACAUUACGACCUGCUGACUCUGAAUGGCACGAGGGUUGCAGAGGGACACAAGGCCAGUUUCUGUCUGGAGGACACGUAUUGCCCUGAUGGAGUCCAGAAGCGGUUCUCCUGCUAUAACAUGGGUGACCAGGGUAUUUCCGUAGGCUGCUGGGAUACCUAUCGCCACGACAUUGACUGUCAGUGGGUUGAUGUGACGGAUGUAAGGCCUGGAGACUACAUCUUUCAGGUGGAAGUAAACCCUUCGAUGGACAUGGCCGAGUCUGACUUCAUGAAUAACGUCAUGAGAUGUCGGUGCAAAUACGACGGCCACAGAGCUUACAUGUAUGGAUGUCAUGCAGGUGAUGCAUACAGUGCGGAGAUUGAAGACCUGUUCGAGCACCAGAGGCAAAUCACCAACAACUUUGUGUAGCCCAUCCCCGGAGCUCAGUACAGAGGCCUUCCAGUGGGGCCUGGAGACUACCCAGGGUGGGCUGAGGUCAAUGGGUCCUGACUCUUGGGACCUUAGCACCCACAGUAACAGAGAACACACAAAAAAUGGUGCCUGUUCAUCUCCUUGGCAGACAUGGAUACUAACAGCAUCAUAUCACAGCAGCGACCAUCACAGAGACCCAACUCAAACAGCCAAUGACAAACAGAGUGGGACAGGGGCUGCAUGGCGCCACAUGUUUUUCACUCUAGUUAUGUAAGAAGCGUUAGGAUACUGUUUCAAACUAUACAGAUUUUCUGUGAAAGUGGACUACUAGUAACUUAACUUAGUUAUUCUAAAAGUAUACGCAUGAAAGACCUUAAUGUUGCUAUAACUAAUGUGUCACAAGGAUAGUGGACGUCAUCAUUACGCAAAAGGAAAAAACUGUGGGGAAAAAAAUUAUUAUGACUUUGUGUAAGUUCUUUUGAAAAGGUUAAUUUAUUGCAUUUGUAGCAAAAAUUGUCUUUUUCCGAUUUCUUUUUACUCAUUUGAUUACUUGUAACUGCUCUUGCACCGCACUUCAAUGUUGGUGCUCUUUAAAACAAAUUACUGUAUCUAUUACUGUUGUCCUAUAUUAACCUCACUACAUUUCAUGUGAACAGUGUUGUACAAUGCAUUCUGGGUAAUUUUAUUUUACAGUUAUUUAGAUAUUUUAUUUUUGCUUUGAUAUGAACAAAAUCAUUGUUUUUGUUAAAGUGUUGUUACACUUCCCAUCUAGAGUAGAGACAAGAGAGAGAUCAAAGGAUUUGUAUGGAACAAAGCACUUUAUCUUUUAAACAUCAGUAUUCCGGUUUUGGCCCCACAUUUCUUUAAUUUGCUUCCAAAUUAACUGUUGUUGCUGAUGUUCACCCAAAAAAACAAGGUUUGUGUUUUCAUAAGUUUUCAUAUUCAACGUAUUAUUUAUGCUGUAUCUUUAUUUAUUCAUGGAGUUCACGCUCACACAGAAUGCUCAGAAACGAGUUUGUUAUUUUGCCAUUCAUUAACCAUACUGGAUAUUUUUUGUUUUUAUUACAUAAUUAACCAGGGUAAAAAAAGUGAUUUCAUACAAUAGCUUGAGGAUAUAGUAUUGUUUCAAUAAUGCAGAUGAGUAUUUUAAUUUUAUUUUUUAUUUUACUGAUUGAAACAACUGUAAGUGUACUCAGUGUCUCUCGCAGCCUCUCAGAAGGGAGGGGAAACCAUGCUGACAAAACCACAGUAUUGUGGUAGGUAGGCAGGCUGGGUUUUGAGAGCGUAUAAAAAGCCUUUUAAUUACGUCUGUUGGGUUAGACUUAAGGUUAAGGUUAGGGCCAUAGCAUGUGCUUUAUAAAGAAACACUAUAGAAUUGUUACAUGUGGAAAUGGGUAAGGCCAGAAUCUGGAUUCCCAUCUUCACUACUACAACUGAUUUCAACUGAGAGAUUCUAAGAGAUUUAGCCAGGGAGGCGGCGACGGAAAGAAAGGAUGAGAAAAUUAAGACGGGGAUGAAAUUUGGAGAAAGACUUAUACAGACGCGCAGUUUUUGUUUUUACAACCAGCGCUGCCUUUUUGUAGGCAGCCAUAUACGACGACCACAAGCUGGCAUUUUCAGCUCCCCAACAAGAACAACAUGUUUGUGUGCGAGAAAAAAUAAACUCCUCAGUUCACGCUGCAACACAGUAAACAGUGGCCUUAUUUUUUAACCAAUGCUCCACUGGACUGUACCUCUCUACACUCUCUUUGCUGAAUAAGUCCUUUUUUUUUUUUUCACACCAGACCAAACCAUGAUGCGAGUCCAUGUUCUUUACAGCAUGGGACUUGUGUUAAUCAUGUUGUUUUAUACCAUUAAUGUGUUUGAUGUGUUUGACUUAUUGUCUCGGCGGUUAAACCUGUUAAGACGACGUCCAGUUUCCAGGACGCUCAUAAAGACCCUCGUCAACUUAAUUAAUUUCCAUAGCAGAUUCUCUCCCCUCCUCAUUGGCUUUUAUGAUUUUGACUCACCAACGUGAUUUUGAGUUGUCGCUUUUGAAAAAAAUGACAGAGUCAGCCCCGUUACUCAAGACUGUGGCUUCAAAUGUCAGUAGAUGGAGCUGAAAGUCUAAAAUGAGUGUUUGCUGAUAAACCCUUCUGUGUACAGUUCAUGUUAACAUAUUACCAUGGUCUAUUCUGUGUGUUAUUUAAAAAUGAUAUGACAUUCCAUAGGUCAAGUUGGUUCAUACUCACCACUCUCAUCAUAUUACUGUAUUUUUUAACUAUGGCCAGUUACGCUUUUACUUUGUCUUAAAAACACUGAGAGUGUGCACUAUACGUGGUGCUGAUCAACAACUGUAGUCAUAGAAAGCUGUGCUCUCAGGGACUUUGACCUCAUCUACAGAGUAACAAUUCUAUUUCAUGUGAUGUGAAUUUAGCUGUGAUGCAAACACCAUGACAUCAAACGAGCGGGGAGCGUUUCGUUUUUCUUCUUUCUUGUCAGCGGUUUUAUUGAAAAUAAUCUGUGCCCAUGUUUAUUUUGUGGUAGCAAACAAAAUUGAGGAAUGACAGUGAUAAGCUUUGUUUAGUUUUCUCUGUUGAGAUCAGUUGUGGCUAUCGAGGACACACACUGGCUGAGUCCAAAGCUAGUUUCAGUUAAAGAGCAAAUCACAUUCAUCAU